Eutrema salsugineum is the source of this 756-nucleotide messenger RNA. Its product is annotated as auxin-responsive protein SAUR50. The transcript has a single exon. The record is from RefSeq and is a predicted model, not a curated record. Gene Ontology annotation, biological process: response to auxin. NCBI's taxonomy places the organism in Eukaryota, Viridiplantae, Streptophyta, Magnoliopsida, Brassicales, Brassicaceae. Bases 78 to 392 code for a protein of 104 amino acids.
UUCACCAUCUCUCACUUCUCUCCGCCAUCUAAACAGCUCAAUAACGUCUUCUUCAUUCUCUCGAGAAACUUACAUCAAUGGCGGUAAAGAGAUCUUCAAAGCUAACACAAACCGCAAUGGUGAAGCAAAUCCUCAAGAGAUGUUCGAGCUUGGCCAAGACACAAUGCUAUGACGAGGAUGGACUGCCUUUAGACGUGCCAAAGGGUCAUUUCGUAGUCUACGUAGGCGAAAAGAGGAGCCGUUACAUCGUACCAAUCUCCUUCUUGAAUCAUCCUAAGUUCAAGAACUUGCUUCAACAGGCAGAGGAAGAGUUCGGAUUCAAUCACGACAUGGGACUCACUAUUCCUUGUGAAGAAGUUGUUUUCCGCUCUCUAACAUCCAUGCUCAGAUGAGAUCAUGAAAGAGAGGCGUGCGCCUAUUAUUAUUUUUCUUGUUACCUUUGGAUGAAUAUUGUAUUCAAAGGUUUUUUUCUUUUUCUUUUUCGAACCAUAACCCAUAAGAUCGAUCCACCUAAAAUGAGCCUUUUACGUGGAUUAGGUAAAACCUGGGUUUUAGUUUGUUAAUUAAUUUCUAAGUGUAGCACCCUAAGUUUGUUAUCCAUUCACAGGGUUUGAAAUCUAAACCUAAUUAGGCUUCUUUUUUUUUUUGCUAGCUAUAAUAAAUCUGAGUGAUGGCUUAUUGGCUUGCAUUAAUUAAUAAGAACUAUUGUAUAUUGUUUAUGGUUCAUAUUCUUGUUCAAUGGAAUUAAAUUAUCAA